Molecule: messenger RNA, 2191 nt
Organism: Oryza brachyantha (malo sina)
Lineage: Eukaryota; Viridiplantae; Streptophyta; Magnoliopsida; Poales; Poaceae
Product: putative polyol transporter 1
Exons: 2
Coding region: 170-1735 (521 amino acids)
Biological process (GO): transmembrane transport
Cellular component (GO): membrane
Molecular function (GO): carbohydrate transmembrane transporter activity
Source: RefSeq, a predicted model, not a curated record
GCGUUUGCUCAUUCGCUAGGGACCUAGAGUACGAGCAACAAUAAUAGAGUGUGAGCGAGAACCAACAAGAGCCGGCAACGUGUACCGGGAGGCUGAUCGAUCACGUACACUGAACCAACAGAGAACAGCUAACCGAUCGAUCUCCUUCCCGGAGAGAGAUCACUUCGCCAUGAGCAAGGACGAAGUCGCCGUUCCGGUGGCCGUGGCGCCGGCGAAGCGCCCGCCCAUCAACAAGUACGCCUUCGGCUGCGCGCUCCUCGCCUCCAUGAACUCCGUCCUCCUCGGCUAUGAUAUCUCGGUGAUGAGCGGCGCGCAGAUAUUCAUGAAGGAGGACCUGAAGAUCACCGACACGCAGAUCGAGAUCCUCGCCGGCGUCAUCAACAUCUACUCGCUGUUCGGCUCGCUGGCGGCGGGGUUGACGUCGGACUGGCUGGGCCGGCGGUACACCAUGGUGCUCGCGGCCGCCAUCUUCUUCACGGGCGCGCUCCUCAUGGGGCUCGCCCCGAACUACGCGUUCCUCAUGGCCGGCCGCUUCGUGGCCGGCAUCGGCGUCGGGUACGCCCUCAUGAUCGCUCCCGUGUACACGGCCGAGGUGGCGCCAACCUCCGCCCGCGGCUUCCUCACCUCGUUCCCGGAGGUGUUCAACAACAGCGGCAUCCUCCUCGGCUACGUCUCCAACUUCGCGUUCGCGCGCCUCCCCGUCCACCUGAGCUGGCGCGCCAUGUUCCUCGUCGGCGCCGUGCCACCCAUCUUCCUCGGCAUCGCUGUCCUCGCGAUGCCGGAGUCCCCCAGGUGGCUCGUCAUGCGGGGCCGCAUCGAGGACGCGCGCCGCGUCCUUCUCAAGACCUCUGACUCGCCCGACGAGGCCGAGGAUCGGCUCCUCGACAUCAAGAAAGCCGUGGGCAUCCCCGAGGACGCGUCCGACGGCGAGGACGUGGUCGCCAUCGUCCGCGCGAACAAGGCGUCGCAAGGCCAGGGUGUGUGGAAGGAGCUGCUGUUCAACCCGACCAGGCCCGUUCGCCGCAUGCUCGUCGCCGGGCUCGGCCUCAUGUUCAUCCAGCAAGCCACCGGCGUCGACUGCGUCGUGAUGUACAGCCCGCGGGUGUUCGAGCGUGCCGGCAUUAAGUCGAAGACGAACUCGCUGGGCGCAUCCAUGGCGGUGGGGGUGUGCAAGACCUUCUUCAUCCCGAUCGCGACGCUCCUCCUCGACCGCGUCGGCCGGAGGCCGCUCCUCCUCGCCAGCGGCGGCGGCAUGGCCAUCUUCCUCUUCACCCUGGCCACGUCUCUGCUGAUGAUGGACCGGCGCCCGGAGGGCGAGGCGAAGGCGCUAGGCGCCGUAAGCAUCGCCGCGAUGCUGUCGUUCGUGGCGUCGUUCGCCUCGGGGCUGGGCCCCGUCGCGUGGGUGUACUGCUCGGAGAUCUACCCGGUGCGGCUGCGCGCGCAGGCCGCGGCCAUCGGCACUGGGCUGAACCGGAUGAUGAGCGGGGCCACCACCAUGUCCUUCCUCUCGCUCUCCGACACCAUCACCAUCGCCGGGAGCUUCUACCUGUACGCCUCCAUCGCCGCGGCAGGGUGGGUGUUCAUGUACUUCUUCCUGCCGGAGACCAAGGGCAAGAGCCUGGAGGACACCGUGAAGCUCUUCGGCAAGGACACAGACGACGACGACGACGUCGUCGUCGCCGACGCUGGCCGCCAUGAGCGCAAGAAGUCCACCGAGCUGAGCGCUCAGCACUGAACACGUCCGUCCGUACGUACACACGCCGUCGCCGAGUCCGAGUGUGGUCGACAAGUGUGUGUUGCUUUGUGAAUCUUCAGAUUCUACUAGCCACUCAGGUUUAGAUUGCUAGACUUUUGGAUCUCGUGCACAUCACUUGUUGGCCAUAGCCAACAUGUAGGGACAUCGAGCUGCUUUACGGGGGAAAAGAUUGUGUGAUUGUUCCACACGGCGACGAAUCCACGUAGUAAAAAGGUCGCGGUCACCUCUGCGGUUACGCAGCACGUCACGGAUCUCUGGUUCUCUUCACCCUGUAACAGUUCGAUCAGCCGGCGAAUCCUUCGACGACAGCAUUGAGGAGGUCCAGGAAGCCAUGGUCUACAUGGGUAUGCAUGUGUUCUUGUUCAGAUAUUACCGUGGCAGUGUAAGAGUGUACGAGUCGAUUAAUGUAUAUACUUUUUGCGUCUCUGUUUGGUA